Leptonychotes weddellii (Weddell seal) is the source of this 981-nucleotide messenger RNA. The record is from RefSeq and is a predicted model, not a curated record. Lineage: Eukaryota; Metazoa; Chordata; Mammalia; Carnivora; Phocidae.
AUGCUAUUCCUGCAACUUGUGUUGUUUGUGGUUCUCCUCCCAGGUGGUUACAGUGAAGAAGACUUCCAGGAUACAUUCUCCUUCCAAAUCAUCCUGACCACAUCCUUUUACAAUGAUUCCUGGACACAAAAGCUAGGCUCAGCUUGGCUGGAUGAGCUACAGACUCAUGGCUGGGACAGUGACUCUGGCAAUUUCACAUGCCUGUGGCCUUGAUCCAAGGGCAACUUCAGCAACAAGGAGUUGAUGGAACAGGAAAGGUCAUUCCAUACAUUCUCCAUUAGAUUUCCUCUGAUAUUUCAGGACCAUUUCAGUGAAUGGCAGCUUGAAUAUCCCUUUCAGGUACAGGCAGCAAAAGGCUGUGAACUGCACUUUGGGGAACCAUCAGUAGGAUUCAUGUGGAUUACGUAUCAGGGAUCAGAUCUCAUGAUCUUCCAGAACAAGUCAUGGUGGCCAUCUCCAAAGGGAGGAAGAAGGGCUCAGCAGGUCUGCAGACUAUUCAAUCAGUAUCAUGUGAUCAAUGUAAGACUACAAGCGCACAUCAGUGACACCUGUCCCCAUUUCCUCUUGGGUCUUCUUGAUGCAGGGAAGACACAUCUGCAGCAACAAGUGAGGCCAGAGGCCUGGUUGUCCACUGGCCCCAGUCCCGGUUCUGUCCAUCUGCUGCUGGUGACCCACGUUUCUGGCUUCUACCCAAAGCCUGUGUGGGUGAUGUGGAUGUGGGGUGAACAAGAGCAACAGGGCACCCAGCGAGGCGACGUCCUGCCCCAUGCUGAUGGGACAUGGUAUCUUCAGAUAUCCUUGGAUGUAAAAGCCAGUGGGGCAGCUGGCCUGUCCUGCCAGGUGAGACACAGCAGUCUAGGAGGCCAGGACAUUGUCCUCUACUGGGAGCAGCACCAACCCAUGGGCUUGGUCUUCCUGGAAAUGAUAGUGCCCCUGGUGCUUCUGGCAGUUCUCACCUUGUGGCUCUGGAAACACUGGUAA